Messenger RNA from Saccharomyces kudriavzevii IFO 1802, 1542 nucleotides. RefSeq names its product protein serine/threonine phosphatase (gene PPT1). The record is from RefSeq and is a predicted model, not a curated record. NCBI's taxonomy places the organism in Eukaryota, Fungi, Ascomycota, Saccharomycetes, Saccharomycetales, Saccharomycetaceae. The transcript has a single exon. The coding region runs from base 1 to 1542 and encodes 513 amino acids. Gene Ontology annotation, cellular component: nucleus; cytosol. Gene Ontology annotation, molecular function: protein serine/threonine phosphatase activity; protein binding.
AUGUCAAAUCCCACAGAAGCAGAUCGUGUUAAGGCACACGAAAGGAAGAAUGAAGGUAACGUUUUAGUAAAGGAAAAGCAUUUCUUGAAGGCUAUUGAAAAAUAUACCGAGGCAAUCGAUCUAGAUUCUACACAGACCAUUUAUUUUUCAAAUAGAGCACUUUCUCAUUUUAAAGUGGAUAAUUUUCAAAGUGCUUUGAAUGACUGUGAUGAAGCGAUUAAAUUGGAUCCGAAAAAUAUCAAAGCUUACCAUAGACGCGCCUUGUCUUGUAUGGCACUACUGGAGUUCAAGAAGGCCAAGAGAGAUUUGAAUGUUCUUUUAAAGGUGAAACCCAACGAUCCCGCUGCUACUAGAGCAUUAGCUACUUGUGAUAGAUUCAUCAGAGAGGAAAGAUUCAGGAAGGCUAUCGGAGGCGGGGAAAACGAGACUAAAAUUAGUCUCUGUCAGACUUUGAACUUGAGUUCAUUCGAUGCUAAUGCUGACUUAACCAAUUACGAUGGCCCCAAAUUGGAAUUCGAACAGUUGUAUGACGAGAAGAAUAACUUCAAAGGCGCGAAAAUCAAGAAUAUGUCUCAGGAGUUUAUUUCAGAAAUGGUGAACGACCUUUUUUUGAAGUCUAAAUUUCUCCCAAAAAAGUAUGUUGCAGCUAUUAUCUCUCAUGCUGACACUUUAUUUUCUCAAGAAUCUUCUAUGGUAGAAUUAGAAAACAAGUCGACCCCGGAUAUUAAGAUAUCAGUAUGUGGUGAUACGCAUGGCCAAUUCUACGACGUUUUGAAUCUAUUCCGUAAAUUUGGUAAAGUGGGUCCAAAGCACACGUAUCUUUUCAACGGUGAUUUUGUUGACCGUGGCUCUUGGUCGUGUGAAGUUGCAUUAUUAUUCUACUGCUUGAAAAUAUUAUAUCCAAAGAACUUCUUUCUGAACAGAGGUAAUCAUGAAAGUGAUAAUAUGAACAAGAUAUAUGGGUUCGAAGAUGAAUGUAAAUAUAAAUAUUCACAAAGAAUAUUCAACAUUUUCUCGCAAAGUUUUGAAAGCUUGCCAUUGGCCACGUUAAUCAAUGACGAUUACCUCGUAAUGCAUGGUGGUUUACCAAGUGAUGCCUCAGCAAGCUUGUCCGAGUUCAAGAGUAUUAAUAGAUUCGCACAACCACCAAGAGAUGGUGCAUUUAUGGAAUUAUUAUGGGCAGACCCGCAAGAAGCUAAUGGAAUGGGUCCUUCUCAACGUGGCCUGGGACAUGCUUUUGGGCCUGAUAUUACUGAGCAAUUUUUAAAAAACAACAACUUGCGUAAGAUUUUCAGAUCCCACGAAUUGAGAAUGGGUGGUGUGCAAUUUGAACAAAAGGGUAAGUUAAUGACGGUAUUCAGUGCUCCAAACUACUGUGAUAGCCAAGGUAAUCUUGGUGGUAUUAUUCAUAUUGUUCCAGGCCGCGGUGUUUUACAGGCUGGAAGGAAUGAUGAUGAAAACCUAAUAAUUGAAACGUUCGAAGCCGUUGAGCAUCCGAAUAUAAAACCUAUGGCCUAUUCUAAUGGCGGUUUUGGCCUAUAG